CGUCAAAAGCCGGUACCUCUAAAAGGAAGUGACCUUCUUUACGACCGCCAGAAACCACUCAACGACCGAGGGAGGCAGCUAAUACCCGUACCCGAGGGAUUUUAACCCGACGCAUUUUAAUCAAAAGCUGACUAUGGGAGACGUUGGCAAGGGAAAGAAGGUUUUCGUCCAGAAGUGUGCUCAGUGCCACACAGUAGAGCAGGGGGGCAAGCACAAGGUGGGCCCCAACCUCUGGGGUCUGUUCGGACGCAAGACCGGGCAGGCCGAGGGCUACUCGUACACAGAGGCCAACAAGAGUAAAGGUAUCGUGUGGGGUGACGACACCUUGAUGGAGUACCUGGAGAACCCCAAGAAGUACAUUCCUGGAACCAAAAUGAUCUUUGCUGGCAUCAAAAAGAAGGGAGAACGCCAGGACCUCAUUGCAUACCUUAAAUCGGCAACAUCAUGAAGAAGUCAUAAAAAAAUCUGAAUAUUUAAUGUCAUUUUAUUGUGUUUUUUUUUUUUUUGUUUAUUGUUAGACCUGCACAUGCUGAGGAUAUGGUUUAAUGUUUUGCCAUUUGUACAGAAGGUUGAUCUGUGUUGUCUAGGGUCAUAAAUUGGUACUUCUUGUGAGCCAGUGAGUUCAGUUACUUUCUCUUUUAAGGACAUGGUGUGAUCAAUUUGUUCAAGUGGCAAAACAUAAAACUGCAGUCUUCUUUUUUUUUUUUUUUUUUUUUUUUGUGAAUCGGCACAUUGACUCUAAUGAGGAGAGAAAAAAACAACUAAUCACAUUAUUUAAAAUUGUUAGACUUGAUAGGUUGUCUGACCUGUCACUCAUUCUGUUUUCCAUGACAACACAUGUCUGGUACUUUACGCUAGCAGAGCCAUCCACCAUCAACCUCAUUUUUAAAAUUGUAACUCAAAAAAAAAAAAAAAGUAAUAUCAGUUAAAUCAGAGUGAUACAGGGUGGAAAUUUGGGGAUAUUUUGGUGCUGACACUCAAUCCACACUCAGCCUUCGUGCCAAGUGGAGUUUCUGACCUUGUACAAGGAGUGACACAGGGAAUUCUGGAUUCUCGCUCAUCUAUCCUUAAAUCUUGGCCGUCAGAAACUACCACUUGCCAUGAAUGCUCUCUAGAUUUCACAGACUGAACAUUUUGUCCUCUGCCACUUUUGGACAAUACCUCUUGUUGUUUUCUAGGACUCCUGACAAAGCCUGAUCCUCCGGGUUACUCAAGCAGCCCUUCUGAAUACUGGUACUCAAUAGUUUAAAAAAAAAAAAAAAUGUGCUAAGGGUGAUGCACUGACUUUGCCUCCUUACAGCUAAGAAUGGGGGGGGGGUAUAAAUAUAUAUUACUGCCUUCAAAACCACCACCAUGCUGAGAUACCUACAGUGUGAAGUCAGCUGGCAUACAGUCACCAUGCCUAACAAUGUUGUGGAGCUACUGUAUUAUAUAGAAAACUAUCAAGGGCACCAUCUGGAGUGAAGGAAGAUUUUGUUAUUUACCUGGUUUUUACAGGCCUGAAGGAAUAUCGUUUUAAGUUAUUACCGUCAUCUGACAGAAUGAAUCUGUAAAGUAUUUUAAUGGGGUUGCUUGCUGUCAGUGUAUACACACAGAUAUACUGUAUGCACAUGAAGAAUAUUGUAAUGUGGUAUCUAUUUUGUGUGGUUGUGGACAGGAUGGUUGUAGGAUCAAUUAAAAGAAAACGUCCAGAAAUGUAA
This is a messenger RNA of Xiphias gladius (swordfish), 1700 nucleotides long. Its product is annotated as cytochrome c. Gene Ontology annotation, molecular function: heme binding; electron transfer activity. Gene Ontology annotation, cellular component: mitochondrial intermembrane space. The coding region runs from base 134 to 448 and encodes 104 amino acids. Lineage: Eukaryota; Metazoa; Chordata; Actinopteri; Istiophoriformes; Xiphiidae. The transcript has 3 exons. The record is from RefSeq and is a predicted model, not a curated record. Gene Ontology annotation, biological process: mitochondrial electron transport, cytochrome c to oxygen; mitochondrial electron transport, ubiquinol to cytochrome c.